ACAAAAUAAAACUCCAAUUUUCUGCUUAAUAUGUGGAGACAUAUCAAACGGUAGACAUUUUGGAGUACAAACAUGUGAAUCGUGUAAAUUAUUUUUUAGGAGACAUAUCACUAGAAAAUCGCAAUUAAUAUGUGUAUCAAAUGGAAACUGUAUUAUAAAUACAGAGACAAGAAAGUAUUGUCCCAAAUGCCGAUUAAAUAUAUGUUAUACAAUGGGUAUGAAAAAGCAAUUGGUCUUUAAAAAGAAAAAAUUGAUCGAUAAUAAUGAUAUGACUGAUCUGGAUAUUAAUACAAAUGAAUCGACAGUCAGUGAUGACGAUUGGUAUGAAUUUACCAAAUGGUUGGACAACAACAACAACAACAAUAGCCAGAACAGGGAGACUGUAUCAGAAAAGUUGGAUCAAAUUGAAAAAAGAAGUCAAAUAUUGAACAGUGUAUUCAUCAUACCUGAGCCGAUGGUUGACUACGAGGGUCUGAAUCAGUUACAAAUCAAACGUAUCUCAGAACUGUUGAUCGCUACCAGUGUUUAUCGGCAUCCGGUCAGCAAAAACAUUGUCCGACUGAACAGCAAACAGGAUAUCAUGCGAUUAAGUCAACAGAGAAUCGAGGAAUCGAUUCGCGAGAUUGUCUUCUAUGUUAAACGUGUCCAACCGUAUAGACAACUGUGCGCCGAUGAUCAAUGGCAACUGGUCAAACACGGAUCACUGGAUCAGAUGAUAAUAAAGAUGAUCUACUAUUUUGACAGUGAUGUCAACAAUUUUAUCUUUUAUAUUGAUAAUAACACAUCACUAAUGGUUAUUACGGAUGUCACCUACUGGUCAACUACAGGACACCGUAUCGAUAACCAGUUAGCAAAAUUGUUUACUAAACUUAUAACCAAUAUGCUGAUCCAGUGUCGAUCCGACCCGAUUAUCAUAGCACUGCUGUCGGCGAUAGUAUUGUUCAAUCCUAACCUACCAGAUCUCAAGCACAGGCAUGUAAUCAAACUUGAACAACAAUUAUACAUAUAUUUAUUGCAACGAUAUCUUCAAUUGAAAUACCGGUCCGAUUAUCAAUGGAUGACACGAUUGCAGAUCAUAAUGUCAUCACUAAUGGAUUUGCCGACAGUCCGUGAACUACAGAAGCGCAUUGAAUACACUGAUUAUCAACAAUAUAUGUCAUAUUAUGGACCACUAGUUAGAGAAGUUUAUAAUUUUUAA
Oppia nitens is the source of this 1198-nucleotide messenger RNA. Its product is annotated as nuclear hormone receptor HR96-like. Gene Ontology annotation, biological process: positive regulation of transcription by RNA polymerase II; cell differentiation; negative regulation of transcription by RNA polymerase II. The record is from RefSeq and is a predicted model, not a curated record. The coding region runs from base 212 to 1198 and encodes 328 amino acids. The transcript is spliced from 7 exons. Gene Ontology annotation, molecular function: RNA polymerase II cis-regulatory region sequence-specific DNA binding; nuclear receptor activity. Lineage: Eukaryota; Metazoa; Arthropoda; Arachnida; Sarcoptiformes; Oppiidae.